Chrysoperla carnea is the source of this 399-nucleotide messenger RNA. Its product is annotated as chymotrypsin-elastase inhibitor ixodidin-like. The coding region runs from base 73 to 321 and encodes 82 amino acids. NCBI's taxonomy places the organism in Eukaryota, Metazoa, Arthropoda, Insecta, Neuroptera, Chrysopidae. The transcript is spliced from 2 exons. The record is from RefSeq and is a predicted model, not a curated record.
AAUAAUUAUUACUUAGGUAUCAGGUUAUAUAUUUUCAUUCAAUAUUUUUUGUAAUUUUCAUAAAUUUUAACAAUGAAUACUAAAUUAAUUUUAUUAUUUACAAUCGUUAUUAUAAAUUGUGUUGUUAAUUCUAAUGGACAGAAAACGUGUUCGGGAGCAAAUCAAGUAUGGAAUGAUUGUGGAACAGCAUGUCCAGAAACAUGUUCCAAUUACGACCAGGAUGUUAUUUGUACAGAGCAAUGUAUAGUUGGAUGCGCCUGUAAAGAAGGUACUGUUCUUAAUGACCAGAAAAAUUGUGUACCAAUAUCACAAUGUCCCUAGAUGUAAAUAAACGAUAUUAUGUAGGGGAUAUGGAACAUUAUAUUUAAAAAAUAUUAGAUGUAAUUUUAAAACUCCAAU